CAAAAAGAAUAUUCAGCAAUGGAGGUUCAAUCUAUCUUCGGCCUUACCCUUGCCAUUCUCUUCUACUCUGGAGCUCACUCAGCGACAUUCACAUUCACAAACAACUGUCCCUUCACAAUCUGGCCAGGAACCUUAACUGGGGCAGGCAAAUCACAGUUGUCUUCAACCGGGUUUGAGUUAGCCUCAAAAGCAUCAUCAACCUUAGACGUCCCGCCUCCAUGGUCAGGCCGCAUCUGGGCACGAACCAACUGCGCUUCCGAUGCCACUGGAAAGUUCACUUGCGCCACUGCAGAUUGCGGCUCUGGUGAGGUGGCCUGCAAUGGCGCUGGCGGGAUCCCACCCGCUUCACUCAUCGAGUUCACACUGGCAGAAAACGGGGGACAAGAUUUUUACGACAUUAGUCUCGUUGAUGGCUUUAACUUGCCUCUUUCAAUUACCCCACAAGGAGGAUCCGGCGGCUGUCUGUCCACAAGCUGUCCGAAUAAUGUGAACUCGGUUUGCCCAUCAGAAUUGGCGGUGCAGGGCUCAGACGGGAGUGUUAUUGCUUGUAAGAGCGCGUGUUUGGCGUUUAAUCAACCGCAAUAUUGCUGCACUGGAGAUUUUGGUUCGCCGGAUAAAUGUAAGCCGACGAGUUAUUCUGAAAUAUUCAAGAAUCAGUGCCUGCAGGCUUAUAGCUAUGCUUAUGCUGAUAAUUCUAGCACGUUUACUUGUAGUGGUGGAGCUAAUUAUGUUAUCACGUUCUGCCCCUAAGUUGAUAGUUAUGCUUACGAUGAUAAGACUAGCCUCUUUUCAUGCACUGGUGGG
This is a messenger RNA of Pistacia vera, 804 nucleotides long. RefSeq names its product thaumatin-like protein 1a. Gene Ontology annotation, cellular component: extracellular region. The record is from RefSeq and is a predicted model, not a curated record. NCBI's taxonomy places the organism in Eukaryota, Viridiplantae, Streptophyta, Magnoliopsida, Sapindales, Anacardiaceae. The transcript has 2 exons. Bases 19 to 750 code for a protein of 243 amino acids. Gene Ontology annotation, biological process: defense response.